This is a messenger RNA of Drepanopeziza brunnea f. sp. 'multigermtubi' MB_m1, 2040 nucleotides long. RefSeq lists its product as uncharacterized. NCBI's taxonomy places the organism in Eukaryota, Fungi, Ascomycota, Leotiomycetes, Helotiales, Drepanopezizaceae. The record is from RefSeq and is a predicted model, not a curated record.
AUGCUUCGGAUCAAGCAGGAGAAGAAGAAGAAGAGCCCUGCUAAAAAUGCGGCGUGUAGAAGCCAGACUCUGGUCCUCACGGCGCCCGCUUGCACCGAGGCCGGAUGUGAUGCGCCGUCACGUGAGAGCGAAGGCAACGACGAGAAGGAGAAGAAGAGCAUCCCGCCUGCCGGUGAUGCGGAGAUGAAGCGAGGGGAUACCUUCAAAGAGAUUAUCGCCGCGUGGGAACAGCAGCGUGCCCAAGAAUCGAGAGAGCCCAAGAGCCCAGAAAAUCCUGCCCCCUCGGCGCUACCAGAGCUGGCCCCGCCAGACAUGCCUGCAUCGGAUUUCCCGAGGUUCGCCGAGGCAGUCGUCGCGGCGCUCAAUUCGAACAUAGACAGGUACAAGAAGCUGGUCGCGGAUAAUAAGAGGCUGAAGUCGGAGGUGGGGGACCUGCGGUGCCUUGUGGAUCGGAUGGUCAAGGCCGGUCAGGAAGUGGCGGAUGAGGGCGACCGCUGCGUGGCGGAGAAGACGGCCGAGUGCGAAAACUGGAAGGAGAAGUACGAGAGCGAGAGGUGGGCCAGCCGAAAAGGGGACUUGCUGUGUGAGGAGCAAAGGAGAAAAAUCCUGCAGCUGGAAGACGCAAGGCACGGCUUGGAGACCCGUGCAACAACGGCAGAAAACUUGGUAGGAUCGUUGACCGAAGAGCUCACCGAGCUGAAGCAGCAGUUCGACGCCCCCAGGAUCGAUUGGGCUACUCAUUUUGCAGACCUCUUGAUGACUCGCGAUGAACUCCUAGAACAGAAGAGUAAAACAGAGCAAGAGCUGCGGCAUAAAACCGAGGAAGUAGAGUGGCUAUGCGAGCAGGUGGAUGAGAAGGAAGACGAGCUGCACGCCGCGGAGUAUGAGCUCCUGGAAUACCAGGUCUGGGUCGACGAGCUGGAAAGUCAGGAUUGUGACAGAGCCGAGAGCAUCGCAAAGCUGAAAGACCAACUUUCGCAAGCGGAAAAGAGAUGUCAGGCGCUGACUGAGGAGAACGCCCAGUUCCGAGCAUUCUCGCCAGCUGCCGAGACGGAGAAGAAGCUGGCGAUCGCGAAGACGACCAUUAAGAUGCUGCAGGAGAUGCAGAAGGAGGCAUUGACGAGAGCGAAGACUUUGGAGGAAGAGGCCAAAGACGCGAAGACUAAGAUCAAGGACCUUGAGUAUCAGUUGGACCUCAAAGCACCACUGGUAGAAGUUGGAGCUGCUAUUCGGAAGCGAUUCAUGGAGUUGUCUCGACGAGACAAUCUUGGCUAUCAGGGCAAGCUUAACCGAGACAUCAUCGAAAAGGGUAACGCCGCCGCGCAUGGCGAUCACCCUGCUGCGGAUGCGGCUGUCUUUGGGGCAGGACUAUGGGACCACAGGAAGGGGAAGGGCAUCUUUCACGCCAACUAUGGAAUGAAACUUGAUGAUUAUUUCACUGCAAAUAUUGACAUUGAGUCGAUGAAAGACAAGUUGUUGGAAUUGAGGAAGAUGAAAUCAGGGAGACGGUCCAGACCUCAGAGACAGUGGAUUGAGCUUCUGGGCAAAGCUCUGGUGAACAUUGGAGACAAGAAGAGCCGAGGGAGCUAUGACCAGGAUGCCGUUUAUGUGGCGUUAAUGCAUCGGUUCCUGGCCCUGGCCAAGGAGAUCAGAAAAAUAGAUUCGGAGGAGGAAGAUGAAGAGAAGCUCCCGUAUACUGCGAAGGGGAAAACGGGUUUGACAUUUAGAGAGCAAGUCUGCAUUCGACCUGAAGGGGAGCUUUGGCAUGCCCAAUAUGCGGUUUGGAGUAUUCAAUACACCUACAAAGAGGAGGCUGUACCAAUAGACUGGGGCUACGACGACGACGACGACGACGACGAGGACGAGGACGACGAUGACGAGGACGACGAGGAAGACGAGGACGACGAGGACCCUGCUUUUCGGAGGCACGGAAUUACCUAUAGGGACGUGGCUAACCCAUGGAAGCUGCCAAGAAUCGAUCGUAGCGCAGAGGAAACCGAUGGGGAUGAAUUGCUAAGCCUGGAGUGGCCUGAACUUUGA